This is a messenger RNA of Malassezia japonica, 3492 nucleotides long. RefSeq names its product COPII coat Sec23p-Sfb3p heterodimer component (gene SFB3). Gene Ontology annotation, biological process: endoplasmic reticulum to Golgi vesicle-mediated transport; COPII-coated vesicle cargo loading; intracellular protein transport. Bases 1 to 3492 code for a protein of 1163 amino acids. Gene Ontology annotation, cellular component: endoplasmic reticulum exit site; COPII vesicle coat. The record is from RefSeq and is a predicted model, not a curated record. Gene Ontology annotation, molecular function: zinc ion binding; SNARE binding. The transcript has 4 exons. Lineage: Eukaryota; Fungi; Basidiomycota; Malasseziomycetes; Malasseziales; Malasseziaceae.
AUGGACUCACGUCCCCCUAUGAUGCGUGGGCCUUCGCCCCGUCCCCCGGCGAAUGCGAGCACCACGCCGCGCCCGCCGGCGUCGCCGGCCGUGCGCCCGCGCCCUGCGCAAGGACCGACCGGUGCACCGGUGAAUCCCACGCGUGCACGCAGCCCCAUGCCGCCGCAGCCCGCGCGCUCGCCGCGCCCGCCGAAUGCGCCGCUGCCGCCGCGCUCGCCGCGCCCCCCAACGGGUGCGCUGCCGCCGCGCUCACCGCGCCCGCCGUCGCGCUCGCCUGCGCCUGGUGCGCGCCCGCCACAGACGGGUCUCGAAGGCGGGAUGCAGCGCAUGGCCGUCGCCCCCAACGCACCGUCCAAGUCGCCCGCGCCCGCGCCGGCCGCGCCUGCGCCGGCCGCGUCGCCCGCCCGCCCGCCGAUGGGCCCUGCGCGUGCAAAGCGUGCGGCGCGUGCGUACCACCAGGAUGCCGCGCCGCCCGCGUCGGCCGGCUGGAACGACGUGGCGGCGCGCCCGCCGCCUGCGCAGGCCAACUGGCAACAGGAAGCUGCCGCGCGUGCGAACCUGCACGGCCCUGUCGGCCUGCAGGGCCAGGCAGCUGCGGAUGACGACACGGAAGGCACGCUGGACAUGAUCCCUGGUCAGCGCAACUCGAUUUCCCAGGCGCAGCUUGCGGCGAACCGUGCGGCGAUUGGCAUGCGUACGCCGCAGACGCAGCCGCCGCCGACCGUCGGCGGUGUGCCCCCUGCGUCCACCGCGCCGAACGCCAAUGUGUCGGGCAUGGGCCCCGGCACGGGCAAUGCGCGGCCCAAGAUCGACCCCGACCAGAUUCCUGCGCCAGUCGACGCGCAGUACGCGGACCAGCAGUUCUUUAACCACGAGUUCUUUGGGACGUGCACGCGCGAGGGGCUCCCCCUGUCCACGACCAACUACGCGGCGGUGGACCAAGGCAACUGCUCGGCCAAGUUUAUGCGUCUCACGACGUACUGCAUGCCGGCCACCGACGAGGUCUCUGCGUCGUCCAAGCUUCCGAUCGCGCUUACUGUGCAGCCCUUUGCGCAGCAGCGUGCCGACGAGGCCGCGGUGCCUCUGGCGGUGCCGGGCGAAUCGGGCCCGCCGCGCUGCAAGCGCUGCCGCGCCUACAUCAACCCCUGGUGUCUGUUUGUGGAGGGCGGCAUGAAGUGGAUCUGUAGCCUGUGUGGCAACGCGACGGAUGUUGCGUCGGACUACUUCUGCAACCUGGACAUUUCCGGGCGCCGGGUCGACCUGGAGAUGCGUCCCGAGCUGACGCACGGCACGGUCGACUUUGCGGUUCCGACCGAGUACUGGGCGGUGCAGGCCCCCGCGUCGGUGACACACAUGCUGCCGACGCCGCCGGUGGACGUGAGCGCCUCUACCGCGCAGCUCACCACCUCGUCCAAGAUGCAGGAGAGCGUCGAGCGCAUGACCGACAAUCUCGCGAGCCAGACGGACGACUCGGCGGCCAAGUCGGCGGCCAAGGCGGCCAAGGCCGCCGGCGAAGCCGCGCUCGGCACGCUGAAUCUCGGCAAGGGGCAGACGACCGUGCGUGCGCCGCGCCCCCUCACCUAUCUCUUUGUGAUCGACGUGAGUUUCAGCGCGGUGCGCUGCGGCGCGCUGCAGGUGUGCACGCAGGCGAUCCGCGAGACGCUGUACGGCCCCGCACCGGACGCGCCGCCGAGCGAGGCCGCGGUCGGCUUCGGCCUGCCGCCCGGAAGCCGCGUCGGUAUCAUCACCUUUGACCAGGCGCUGCACUUUUACAACCUCGACCCCGAGCUCGAGCAGGCGCAAAUGCUCGUCAUGGCCGACAUUGACGAUCCGUUCAUCCCGAUCUCGAGCGGCCUGCUGGUCGACCCGUGGGCAUCGCGCGCGCCGAUUGAGGCGUUGCUGCGCGACCUCCCGACCAACUUUGCGAAUACCUCGUCGUCCGAGGCGGCGCUCGGCUCCGCGCUGCGCUCUGCACAGGCGACGCUCUCGCUCAUCGGUGGACAGCUCAACCUGUUCCUCGCGACCAUUCCCACGGUCGGCCCCGGCAAGCUGAAGCACCGCGAAGACACCAAGCUGUACGGCACCGACAGCGAAAAGAACCUGUUUGCCGCGCAGGACGCCUUCUACCGCCAGCUCGGCGAGGAGCUUGCACUGGCGGGUAUCGGUGUCAACACCUUCUUCUUCCCGAGCCAGUACAUUGACGUGGCGACCAUCGGCCACAUGACCGCCGAGACCGGCGGCGAGGUGUACUUCCACCCGCGCUUCGACCCGGUGCGCGACGGAGCGCGCGUCCUCGCCGAGGUCCAGCGCACGGUCUUGCGCGAGACGGCGUACAAUGUCACGAUGCGCAUCCGCUGCUCGACCGGCCUGCGCGUCGCGAAGCACUAUGGCAACUUCCAUCAGCACUCGCCGACCGACCUCGAGCUGGGCACGUGGGACGCGGACAAAGCGCUCACCGCGCUCAUCAAGCACGACGGUCGCCUCGAAGAGUCGCAGGAAGCCUACUUCCAGUGCGCCGUGCUCUACACGAGUGCGACGGGCGAGCGCCGCGUACGCUGCCACACGCUCGCCGUGCCUGUCACUACGGCGCUCGGCAACGUCUUCCGCUACGCGGAUAUGGACAGCGCCUUGUCGUUCUACGCAAAAGAGGCCGCGACCUUGGCUCACACCAAGGCGCUCAAGGACGUGCGCAGCUACCUCACGUCCAAGUGCGUCGCGAUCCUCAUGGCCUACCGGCGCAACUGCGCGUCGUCGACCAGUGCGGGCCAGCUGAUCCUGCCAGAGAGCUUCAAGCUCUUCCCUCUGUACACCCUGGCGCUGAUCAAAAACAAGGCGAUCAAGGGCGGCAACGUCACCUCGGACGUGCGCGUCUACUUCAUCCGCCUCCUCCUCGGCCUCAGCGUGGGGUCGACCAUGGCGCUGCUGUACCCGCGCAUGAUCGCACUGCACCGCCUCGCGCCGACCGACGGCGAGCCGGUCGUGCCGCGCACCGGCCUCUCGCCGGAGAAGCAGGCAGAGGAGGACGCGCUGAUGAAGAUCACCGAGUGCCCGCACCUGAUGCGCCCAAGCUUUGCGCGGAUGGAGCCGCACGGUGCAUACCUGCUCGAGAACGGCGAGUGGUGCCUCUUGUGGCUCGGCGCGCAGGUGUCGCCGAAGCUGCUCGAGGACCUGUACGGCGUGGGCUCCAUCGACGAGCUCGACCCGCGCAUGACGAGCCUGCCGAACCUCCCGACGAAGCUCUCGAAGCAGGUGCGCAGCCUCAUCAGCAGCUUUGCUGCGCAGCGCUGCAAGCCGACGCUCCAGGUGAUUAUCGCGCGCCAGAACCGCGACGGCAUGGAGGUGGAGCUUGCGAACAAUCUCGUCGAGGACCAGAACAACGACGCCAUGAGCUACGUGGACUAUCUCUGUUACGUCCACCGUGUCAUUUCCUCCGAUAUCACGGCCAAGCCAGAGGAGAGCGGCGGCUCGUCGCUCUGGAAGGGCUUUACGUAG